This is a messenger RNA of Conger conger (European conger), 3612 nucleotides long. RefSeq names its product UDP-Gal:betaGlcNAc beta 1,4- galactosyltransferase, polypeptide 6 (gene b4galt6). Gene Ontology annotation, biological process: carbohydrate metabolic process; glycosphingolipid biosynthetic process. The transcript is spliced from 9 exons. Bases 702 to 1850 code for a protein of 382 amino acids. Lineage: Eukaryota; Metazoa; Chordata; Actinopteri; Anguilliformes; Congridae. Gene Ontology annotation, molecular function: UDP-galactose:glucosylceramide beta-1,4-galactosyltransferase activity. The record is from RefSeq and is a predicted model, not a curated record.
AUAAAAAAAAAGUGAAUUUAUUUUCGGGACUGUGAGCUAAAGAUGUUAGACUAAUAUACUUUUUUUGGGUUAAACAAUUGUAAGCUGCGAAAUCUCAUGAGUGUAGACCAUUUGCCACAAGCAAUACGAUCUGAAAAGAAUACAUUUCAUUUCGGGCGUGUUUGCGCUGUGUGGAAGUGUGCGAGUGUUUUGGAAACAUCAGCGAACCAGCGAGUGGGAGGAGGCAGUGCAGAUCCGUUCUCUCGUAUUCAAUUUUAAACCUUCAUUGCCGGCGAAAGAAUACAAUCCUAAAUGAGAAGCAAAAUGUUUAUUUAUGAGAGAGUAACGUUAAUAACAAUAUUUUUGAUAUUAUAUUCUUAACGCUUGCAGCAUGGCUUGACGACGAUGUGUUUGGAGGAUUGACGGUGCUUGAUUUUAGGCCUGUCUUUCAAUCUGGAAAUUUCUUGUCCAGGGAAGCAGUAGCUCUAGCUAACGUUUUGCAGUCUAUUAAACCCGCUAGCCACAGGAGCUCACAUAGCCAACGUUAGCAUUUUCGCUGCAUCCGCUCACCACAACGAUGCGGACACCAUCUGUGAUUCUCGGAUACCCGAAGUAAAUCCAGCUUUCAGCAUUUCAAUAGACGCUAUCUGAAACGAGAUCGUGUAUGGGAUUGUUUGCUAGCAAGCUAGCUAUCUCGCCUUAACCCGUGGAUCUACGCAAAUAUGAUGAAUUGGAGGCGACUGCUGCGGAUGUCGAACCGCUCAUUCCUGGCCUUCAUCUUUUUCUUCUCUAUGUCUACAUCUUGCCUUUAUUUCAUUUAUGUUGCCCCUGGAAUAGCCAACACCUACUACUUCAUGGUCCAGGCCCAGGGCAUGAUGCUCCGGGACAACGUCAGAACCAUCGGCCACAUGAUCCGGCAGUACACCAACAAGAACAACACGCUCAACGGCACCGAUUACCCCGAUGGCAAUAACUCCAGCGAAUACAUCGUUCACCCCACCACGUAUCUCCCAGAGAACUUCACGAUUGCGCGUGACCUCCCGUGCCCAGAGAAACUACCUUCUAUGAAGGGUCAUAUCGACGUGAACAUGACUGAAAUCCCGAUGGAGGACCUUCAGCUCAGGUUCUCCAGACAUCUGAACAUCCAGUUCGGGGGUCACUGGAAGCCGAGUGCCUGUAGACCACGGUGGAAGGUGGCUGUUCUCAUUCCCUUUCGAAACCGCCAUGAGCACCUGCCGGUCCUGUUCCUGCACCUCGCCCCCAUGCUGCAGAGACAAGGCCUGCAGUUCGCCUUCUACGUCAUCGAGCAGACGGGCACCCAGCCCUUUAACCGAGCCAUGCUGUUCAACGUGGGCUUCAAGGAGGCCAUGAAGGACCUGGACUGGGACUGCCUGGUCUUCCACGACGUCGACCACAUCCCCGAGAACGACCGCAACUACUACGGCUGCGGUCAGAUGCCCCGCCACUUCGCUGCCAAGCUCGACAAGUACAUGUACAUUCUCCCGUACAGCGAGUUCUUCGGAGGCGUGAGCGGACUCACCGUGGAGCAGUUCCGGAAGAUCAAUGGAUUUCCCAAUGCAUUCUGGGGCUGGGGCGGGGAGGAUGACGACCUCUGGAACAGGGUGCACUACGCAGGGUUCAACGUGACCAGGCCAGAAGGGGACAUGGGGAAGUAUAAGUCCAUCCCGCACCACCAUCGAGGGGAGGUGCAGUUCCUGGGCAGGUACAAGCUGCUGAGGUAUUCUAAAGAGAGGCAGCACCUCGACGGCUUGAACAACUUGAACUACACUCCUGAGAUCACUUUGAGCAGCCUGUAUAAAAACAUCACAGUCAACCUGUCUCCAGACCUGGCGCCCGUGGAAGACUACUGAAUGCUCCGUCCGUGCGGGUGAAUGAACCUCAGCCCCUCGUCCGCUAACACCUUCUGAGGGAAGGCCUAACGUCGGCAUGAACUGGGACACGUGGGAGCGCUGCCAACUUACCAUGUCUUUCCAAAAGGAUUUUACUGGAGGAACUGGGAACUGUGUAAUUAAAAAUAAUCUGUGUGUGUGUGUGUGUGUAUGGUGUAUGUGUGUGUUGCAUGUUGAGUGUGUGUGCUGGCUUCGGCAACUAAUUCUACAUCAUAUUUCAAAGUCAAAGGGGUGAUGGCAUCAAGAACUAUGAUGGUCACAGCAAAACCUUAACAAAUGCAUUUAGGCUCGAUACUACAUUUUGUAACUUAUUGAAUUAUUUCAAAAUGUAUCAAAACUUCUGUUUGUAAAACGUUUCACAUUUACCUUAAAAUCCAUCUUGUCUUUGUCCUACCAUAAGGUUUCGACGCAUAUCUGCUUAUCCCCCCCCCCCCCCCCCAGGGCAAAGUUAAAAGGUCAAAAUUUGUACAGUGUAUGUCUGAUGUAAAUUUCCAAAAAAAGUUUUAUUUUUUAUGUUUUCAAAAUUAAGUUUCACAAGCACUCCUCUUGUACUGUAUGUAUGAUAAGCUUUUUCCAAUCGCUUGGCUGUAUCAUACUGUAUUGGUGAGACCAUUUGCAUGAAUGCAACAUGUAAAUAUUGGCUUUUAAAUUUGCCUAGCAUAUUAGAAUUAUGAAGUAUGUUCCACAAUAUCUUUUGUUUUCGCAGCUGUAUAUUUUGCCGCCCUUCCCCUGUUGGUGUAUGAAUGAUAAAAUUGUUACAGGCUUUCUGUAAAGUCUGGGAAGUCAAAUUCAUGAAUAUAAUGGUGGCAGAGCACUUGAAGGAAAUCACAGUUGCUCCUGCAUGCCUUAAUUUAUUUUAACAAGAAAAAAUAACCAACAAAAUCUGUUUUUGCAUGGGAUUUUAAUUUUAUUUUUUGAAGAAGUGCACUGGGUAAAGAUCUACUGUUCAGAGGUGGGCAUGCUAGGUAUGGCUGUGAUUUAUUUUUAUUUUUUAUUUUUUUAUUUUUUUCCUUGCACAACUGUGCCAGUGCUGCUAAAUGCCAGAACGUUUCUGACAUCGAUAUCACAGGUUAUAUUGUAAGUUUUGGUUCUGUUUGUAACUAAUUUGCUUAAGAACUUAAGUGUGCGCCAGAUCAUUUUAAAAAAACUGGCUAAAUGAUAGAGCAACCGGUUUUGUUCUUGAACAGCGUGGGAAAAACUAUCCUGGGUCAUGAAGACUUUAUUUCAAAGUUUUGAGCACCAAAAAGUUUAGGAAAAGUCUGCAUUGUACUUGUCGUCAUGUUGGUGGUGUUCAUAUUUGUAUUUAUUUUUUUUACAUUUUUGUGAUUGUUGUGCUUGUUCAUUUGCCGGUGUAUAUGUUUAAAGCCUUCUCUGAAUAGAACCGCAGUGCUUGGUUGCUCGGUGGUCUCGAUUGCUGUCGCAGCAGAACCCUAACCUAACCACUGACCUCCAGUUAUGAGUGAGCGGUACGGUUAACUGUUUUUUGGACUGUCCUGGGCAGCGAGACAAACAAACAAACAAACAAACAAACAAAACAAUAACCUGCCCCCAGUGUGGAGCGUUAUUUCAGAUAAACUGUGAGUUGAGUCUUUAUUUGAUUUCCCCCCUUCAUUUCUGUUAUGCAAGCCUGGAUGUACAUAUAUGCCCAUAAAACUGAAGGAAAAGAAAAUGCAUCCUAGCAACGGUAGCAGUGCCAAAAAUCCAUGUACUUAUUUCCAAAUUU